GUCGCCUCUUCCGGUGACGCCACUUCCGGCGGCGCCGCCGGCAGCGAUGGAGGUGACGGUGGGGACGGCGGCGCUGGCGGUGGCGCUGUUGGCGCUGCCGCUCCUCUACGAGCGCUGCGGUUCGUUCCGCUACUUCUGUAAGAUGGGGUUCUACAACGGGUGGAUCCUCGUCCUCGCCGUGGUCGCCAUUCCCCUCUGCGCCCUCCGCGGCCGCGACGUGGAGAACAUGAAGAUCCUGCGGGCGCUGCUGCAGCACGUGAAGCACCUGUACGGGAUCCGCAUGGGGGUGCGCGGGGCGCAGCACCUCCCCCCGCGCCAGCCCUACGUCGUCGUCAGCAACCACCAGAGCUCCCUCGACCUCCUGGGGAUGAUGGAGGUGCUGCCGGACCGGUGCGUGCCGAUCGCCAAGCGGGAGCUGCUGUACAUGGGCGCCGUGGGGCUGGCGUGCUGGCUCGGCGGCAUCAUCUUCAUCGACCGCAAGCGCCCGCGCGACGCCAUCGGCGUCCUCGCCCAGGCCGCCGACACCAUGCUGCGCCACGACGUGCGGGUGUGGGUGUUCCCCGAGGGGACGCGGAACCACGAGGGGUCGAUGCUGCCCUUCAAGCGCGGAGCCUUUCACCUCGCAGUGCAGGCACAGGUUCCGGUGGUUCCCAUCGUCAUUUCGUCCUAUCGGCAUUUCUACAGCAAACGGGAGCGGCGCUUCACGGCCGGUGAGAGCUGUGGGGCGGCCAUGGGGCGGCCGUGGGGCUGGAGGGGGCGUGGGGAGGGCUGUGGGGCAGCUGUGGGGCGGCCGUGGGGCGGCUGUGGGGCUGGAGGGGGUGUGGGGAGGGCUCUGGGUCGCUAUGGGGCAGCCAUGGGUCUCUAUGGGGCAGCCAUGGGGCCGGACGAGGAGGUUUCAGCUUUGUGUGAGUUUCCUGGUGGGGUCAUGGGUGGCUCUCGGGGCUCGGGGGACGCCGUGGGGCAGCUCUGGGUGGUUGUGAGUCGCUAUGGGGCAGCCGUGGGUCACUAUGGGGCAGCUGUGGGUCGCAGUGGGGCACCUAUGGGUUGCUAUGGGGCAGCCGUGGGGCCGGACGAGGAGCUUUCAGGUUGGUUUGGGUUUCCUGAUGGGGUCACGGGCAGCUUUCGGGGCUCCGGGGAUGCUGUGGAUCGCUAUGGGUCGCUAUGGGGCAGCUGUGGGUCGCUAUGGGGCAGCUGUGGGUCACUAUGGGGCAGCCGUGGGGCCGGACGAGGAGCUUUCAGGUUGGUUUGGGUUUCCCGGUGGGGUCGUGGGCGGCUCUUGGGGUUCUGGGGACGCUGUGGAUCGCUAUGGGUCACUAUGGGGUAUCUAUGGGUUGCUAUGGGGCAGCUGUGGGUCGCUAUGGGGCAGCCGUGGGGCCGGAUGAGGAGCUUUCAGGUUGGUUUGGGUUUCCUGGUGGAAGCACAGGCGGCUCUCGGGGCUCGGGGGAUGCCGUGGAUCGCUAUGGGGCACUAUGGGGCAGCUGUGGGUCACUAUGGGGCAGCCGUGGGUCGCUAUGGGGUAUCUAUGGGUUGCUAUGGGGCAGCCGUGGGGCCGGACGAGGAGCUUUGAGGUUGGUUUGGGUUUCUUGAUGGGGUCACAGGCGGCUUUUGGGGCUCGGGGGACGCUGUGGGUCGCAGUGGGGCACCAAUGGGUCGCUAUGGGGCAGCCGUGGGGCCGGACGAGGAGCUUUCAGGUUGGUUUGGGUUUCCCGGUGGGGUCAUGGGUGGCUCUUGGGGUUCUGGGGACGCUGUGGGGCAGCUCUGGGUCACUAUGGGGCAGCCAUGGGUCGCUGUGGGGCAGCCGUGGGUCGCUAUGGGGCAGCCCUGGGUCGCUAUGGGGCAGCCAUGGGGCCGGACGAGGACCUUUCAGGUUGGUUUGAGUUUCCUGAUGGGGUCACGGGCGGCUC
Molecule: messenger RNA, 1904 nt
Organism: Cuculus canorus (common cuckoo)
Lineage: Eukaryota; Metazoa; Chordata; Aves; Cuculiformes; Cuculidae
Gene: AGPAT1
Product: 1-acylglycerol-3-phosphate O-acyltransferase 1
Exons: 5
Coding region: 47-1567 (506 amino acids)
Biological process (GO): phosphatidic acid biosynthetic process
Cellular component (GO): endoplasmic reticulum; membrane
Molecular function (GO): 1-acylglycerol-3-phosphate O-acyltransferase activity
Source: RefSeq, a predicted model, not a curated record